Colletotrichum truncatum is the source of this 885-nucleotide messenger RNA. Its product is annotated as glycine-rich cell wall structural protein 1. Lineage: Eukaryota; Fungi; Ascomycota; Sordariomycetes; Glomerellales; Glomerellaceae. The record is from RefSeq and is a predicted model, not a curated record.
AUGGAGACUAUCAACAACAUGGCGACUGCCGCAACAAAGGCUAUCUGGGGAACCAAUGAGGCUAAGGAAGAACCUAUCUCAGGCGUCAGAGGAAACACCAACAAUGGCGAGCCGUAUGACGCCGGCAACAUCGAGGACCCACAGAAAAAGGCGGAUACCGUAGGAGCUUCCAAUGAGUCUAGUACCGCUACUUCGACUACGUCCGGAGUUCCUGUCGCAUCCUCGUCUGCGACAGAACAUCCUACGAGGCACAAGGCAGACAUCGGAAAGCCCGAGUUGAAUGACCGAUCACCCGAGGAUGCGGCGCCGCAUGAUAGCGCUGCUGGCAAGACCGAUACGCGGCAUCCAACCGACCCUGCUACCGAUCCGAAGCCUGAGGGCCAAGACGUUAGCACCGAGUCCGGCACUGGUCCUACAAACAAAGGGGAUAAGCUUGAUGGGCCCGGUCCGAGACCUCUGGAGGCCGUAGCCAAGGAGCGCGGGGGCGAUGCCGGCAACAUUAGUGGCUCUUCCCACAGCGGCCUUGCUGCAGGCGAGGCAAGCGAAGAGGAGGAUGGUCCCCAGAAUAAGAGCCAUGGUGAAGGCACCGGGGAGAAGUACAUUAAGAGCACCGGUCUGGCAGCGGACGGCGGUGACUUUGAUGCGACGAAGCCCGGUGCCGGCCGUGAGGCAGACCGCCUUUUGGACGAGAAGGAUCCUGCAGCUGCAGCUGCUAGAGCAGCGGCGGCCAAGCCUGGCAGCCACAAUACUACAGAUAAUAACAACAGCGGCAGUAAACAUAGUAGCAACAGCGGUGUCGAGCGCACCCACAGCCCAAACGAUGGUAGCGAAAAGGAGAAGAAGAGUUUGGGAGACAAGAUCAAGGCAAAGUUACACCGUCACUAG